Messenger RNA from Leptidea sinapis, 1431 nucleotides. It is a transcript of the gene CPR55, whose product is annotated as activating signal cointegrator 1 complex subunit 2 homolog. Gene Ontology annotation, molecular function: structural constituent of chitin-based larval cuticle. The record is from RefSeq and is a predicted model, not a curated record. Gene Ontology annotation, cellular component: chitin-based extracellular matrix. The transcript has 3 exons. NCBI's taxonomy places the organism in Eukaryota, Metazoa, Arthropoda, Insecta, Lepidoptera, Pieridae. The coding region runs from base 114 to 977 and encodes 287 amino acids.
GCGGUUACGACGUUAUAAAUACCAGUUACACAGAUCGACCCGCGAGUGUGUGAGUGGACACCACAGAGCUUGGCGGGAAAACUGACAGUUGAGUUUAUAUUGCAGAGUCCACCAUGUUUGUUUUGAAGAGUGUUGUGAUCGCUGCAGUGUGGGUCUGUGUGAGCUCACAGCAGCCGACCACCACACCAGUUCCGAUUCUCAAGCAGAUCAACAAACAGAACGACGACGGCUCCUACAGCUACGGCUAUGAAGCCGCCGACGGCUCUUUCAAAAUAGAGACCAAGUACCCGAACGGUGACGUGGCCGGGAAAUACGGCUACGUGGACGACACCGGGAAUCUCAGGGAGAUAUCCUACGGAGCCAGCAGCGCGAGGGGAUUUGAGCCUGAAGGUUCAGGAAUCCAGGUCCCUCCACCAACCCUGAACGAACAGCCUUCCAACGCGCUGGCAGAUGGUCAACAAGACGACGGGCAGUAUAGAGAGGACCCGAAGAUAUACGAAGACCCAAAAUACAACAGCCGAGCUCAGCCCCGACCAGCUUUCAGACAAUUCCAGAAAGCAGUUCCACAGGAACCUCAAUACCAACAAACUGUACAGCCUCGCCAACAACAACGCCAACAAACAUACACACAACCACAGGUUUACGACUCACAACCAGAAUUACAAUCAUUCCAAUCACAAAACUUCCAAUCACAACCACAAACAAGCUACCAAUUCCAAUCACCUCGUUCAAACUUAUUCUCACAACAAAACAGCGGUUUCAGCCAAUCUCCUCAACAGUUCCCACAGAGCCAAGUUUAUCACCAACAGCCACAGUUUUCGUACCAGGGGUACACACAACAACCUCAACAAAACUAUCAACAACAAAGCUAUCAACAGCAGAACUACCAAAACCAAAAUUUCAACCCCUUCUCUGGACAUCCCGCGCAAAACUUUGACCCCAGCACCGGAUCAUAUUCAAUCAAUUUCACUGGUUAAUUUAUAGAUUUAUUUUUGUAAGUACGUUCCAAAGCAAAUCAAAUGGUUAACAUACAAGUAGUUCAAGUAAGAAUAAAGUUAUUCACUUCAUAGUGAGUGAUGGCAUUUGUUUUGUUUCCAUUAUGAAGUGUUAAGACUAUGCUACAGUUGGUAGUAAUUUUUAUACUUUUUUUAUUAUUAGUACUAGUCAAAAAGGACGAAAGCUUAUUGUAAUUAUCGGAAUAAGAAGCUUUAAGUUAUUUUGUUUAUCAAUAUGGCUAUAUUUAUGUUUUCUUUUAUUAUUAUAAAUGAAAUAAAUGUGGAAGUACUCCCUAAAUUAUGCUAAACUACAGUUUUACAGUGAAUUUCAAAUGUUGUCAAUUGUCAAAACAGCAAAUUCGAUCUAAAUAAUAUGUAACUGAUCUAUGAUAUUAAAAUAUAAAUACAUUAAUUCGUUUUUUGAUAUACAAAUAUA